AUGGAGGGACUUCAGGAUGUUUGUGAUAUGAUUGAGUCGGUAGUUGAUCCUGAAUGGUCAAAAAUAAGCUCAGUUAAUUCCAGGGCCUGGGAGGACGAAUUUAAUGAAUAUUUAACCUCAAUUUUAAGUAAAAAUAGAGAGAAAUCUGGUAAAAAUAAGAAUCCAAAAGCUAAAGACAAGUCAAAAUCUAAAUCUACAAAGAGUUCCGGAGUUAGUAUUGAGGGUUUGAGUCAGGAUUUACAAUUUAAGCUUUCCUAUGACUUGUUUACACUUUUAGAAGGCAUUUGGCUUGAAGGAAAGAAGAGAAUUAAAGCCAUUGAACAAACUAAAUUAUCACAACCAUUAGAUCUCGACGAACUUAUACUCUAUUCUAAUCGAAUAAGUAGUACAUCAUGCAGUCCACCUGAGAAUGUGAAUAUUGAUGACCCUACAAGGCAUUAUGGAAUAUUUCCUCAGUAUCAUUUUUUGGGAGUUCCAAACACUACGCAAAUGCAUGCGUCUAGACUUUUCAGUCUUUCGAAGCUUGAAAACCAGUGUUCACCUCCGAUAAUAACAUUUGAGCCUGUUUCAGACGAAGUUCUGUCAAUGAAGAUAGUGUGUAAGAAUGAGAACGCAGUUAUUCACUUCCAAACUUCAAGAGAGUCGAAUGUUCCUUGUCCCCGUACAGGGAAUUAUUUGAUACUAAAAACUGAUCCAGCAGUUUAUGACAAGAAUAAAAGUUACAAGUUCAAAAAAGAUUGUAACCCCUUCACUGUGCAUGCAUGGACUACUUGUGAAGGGUUUAAACAAUCAAAUGUCAUAGAAGUUAAAUAUGGUACUAAUAUUAAAGAAAAUAAUAAACAACAAUUCAGUAUAAUGCUCACAUAA
Molecule: messenger RNA, 867 nt
Organism: Theileria annulata
Lineage: Eukaryota; Apicomplexa; Aconoidasida; Piroplasmida; Theileriidae
Exons: 3
Coding region: 1-867 (288 amino acids)
Source: RefSeq, a predicted model, not a curated record